AUGAAAGAAGAACAAAUGACGACAAGGCGCCCUCAGCAGAGAUGCAAUCCCCGGACCUUGCCAUGGCCGCCUGGACGCGCGCGCCGAACUCCUUUUGGUAACUCGACGGACUCGACACCCGCCCCGUUCCGUGGUCUCCGAUAUGCGCAUGACGACGACCUCGUGCCGCAACUGGAUGUUCUCCGCCGUCGCCUCAAUGAUCAGCUACUCAAGCAUCCCUUGGGCCAUAGGCCCAUGCCGGCGACCCACGACUUUGCCCUUAUCGGAUACAAUGUCGUACGACACUCAGUCACUCUUAUCUGUCUAGUACGUCCGGCCUACAUGUCACACAUCUUGAACACGAUUUAG
This is a messenger RNA of Sporothrix schenckii 1099-18, 348 nucleotides long. RefSeq lists its product as uncharacterized. The coding region runs from base 1 to 348 and encodes 115 amino acids. Lineage: Eukaryota; Fungi; Ascomycota; Sordariomycetes; Ophiostomatales; Ophiostomataceae. The transcript has a single exon. The record is from RefSeq and is a predicted model, not a curated record.